This is a messenger RNA of Medioppia subpectinata, 726 nucleotides long. The record is from the annotation of a GenBank genome assembly. Lineage: Eukaryota; Metazoa; Arthropoda; Arachnida; Sarcoptiformes; Oppiidae.
AUUGAAGCCAUGACUCCGGACCAAAAGCUGUUAAAUGGUAGCCAACUGUUACUCGAGUGCUCACUAAAUAAUAACACAAUAGAAUACGAUAACAAUGUCUAUGAAGUGAAUUCAUCGAUGAUUUCAUUCAAAUUCGCGAACCAAUACUAUAACGAAGACAAGAUUCGUAUGAUUAGUCCGACGGCCGCCCAACUGGUGGUGAAUGAGGCGACCAUCGACGACAACGGCAUGUACUUCUGUAUGCUCAACAUCUCUGGUCUCGAUCACCACCCGCUCGUGUGUGUCAGUCAUGUGCUCGUAGGAUUCAAACCUCAACCCGUAUCCAACUUCAAGUGCAUUAGUUUGCAUUAUCGCAGACUUCACUGUUCGUGGACUCCGCCCCCGAAUCCCAUACCAACCAGUUAUCACCUCGAAGACAGUGUACACACCGCUAGUUCAUCAAAUUAUUUGGUAAGAGGUUGCGGUAUCGCCACCGAAAACAGUUGCGAAUGGACUCCAGACACGACCCCUCCCUAUCGGAACACAGUUCUCAAGUUCAAUCUGAUCCUCACGGGUCAGAACCAGUUCGGUGUGAACUCUGAGGUGUUUGUUGUCGACCACUACAGUAUUAUUAAACCUAAUAUACCUAAAAAUGUGCGCCCAUUAGAGGUGAGCACUGAUCAGAUUAUACUCGUGUGGAAACCACCCGAUUAUAUAGAAUACGACGAAGACUUGCUCGAAGUUAUU